AUGACAGAAGUGAGCCUUAGGCUCAGCGAGGAUGCAGUUGACCACAACGGUGUCGCCAGAAUGACGCAUAUAGCACCGGGGCCAGCCAACGACGACUCUACCAUUGCGCCCUGGCUAGACAUUCCACCAACGCCGCCGCCAAAAUCACCGCUUCGAUCGUUCAACUUUCCAAAGGUUUCGGUGUCAUCUAUCGCAACGACGCGAAACGGAAGCUACAGUAAUGGCUCAAGAUAUCCCCGGCACUCAGAGUCACAAAGCACACUCAGCAUACCGCCCGACAACAGGAGAUCGGUUGAAGGCGACGGCGAUUCCUCGCGACACAACUUUUAUAGCGGCUCGUCAUCCCACUCUAAUGAGAUCCGCAAGUCAAAGUCAUCGAUUGGGCUGAAUGUCCUUUCCAAACUGCGGGGCAGGCCGAGCAAGGCCAAUCUCGCCCUAUCUGACUCGAAGUCUACCGACGCUUCACAACAUCCAUCGCUACAGCCGCCAGAACCACCUCUGCCCUCCUCGUCUUUCAUGAAUCUUGCCUCAGCAAACAGUUCGUUUCUCUCACUGGGGAAAUCCGCGAAAGGCAAGGAGAAGAGGAAACAGUCGCGGCACCCACCCACACCGCCAGAGAAGGACGAACUGGAACACCAGCAUCUCAUGGACCUCGAUAUCCGCGACAUGUCCGGAAUCAUUGACCCAAGGGCACACUCUGCUCAAAGACAUGAGCCGAGUUCACCCUCACUGAGCAGCGGUCGCUCGGAUUACGGGGUGUUCUUGCGACAUCAGCCAGCAGGAUCCGACUAUAGACAGCUUCAGCCCUCCGACUUCAGUAACCCUUUUGUAAAGUCAUCCUCGCACUCUGGACGUCGAGCAAACGAUAGAAGGAUAUCGCCAACGACCGUCAUCUCGCCGAACGGGACUCUGUACCGACACCAUGCGACCAAUUCAAUAAUUUCGACAGGGGCGGAAGGUAGUCCGACAUGGGUUCCUCCAGAAAGUUGGGCAGUGGAGAAUUAUGAUGAAGACGCUAUGGAAGCCGCCGCCUAUUCCAGUUCUGACGAGAGCGUACACGGUAGCCACAGUGUCGACAGACCCACGCCACUUACGGAACGGCCGACCCUUCCGCCCCCAGUCGCAGACCCAUCGACGCCCAAAGCGAUGAGACGGAAGCGGCCAAGAUCAUCUCAUUCCGACAAACUGAUUUACAGGAUGAAGAUCUUCCACUCAAACGGCAGUUGGCGUCACGUCGCCAUUUCACUCGAUUGUACCGUGGCGCAACUCAACAAAGAACUGUUUGCGAAGGCAAAGUGGGACAGCGACAGAAAGGACCGGUUGUAUCUGUCAGAAGGAGGGCGAGAACGGUUACUUGGCCCAACUGAACGUCCCGCAAAAAUCGUGAAGCGAAGACUAACCCUUGCCGGCUACCUCCCAAUCGAUGGUUUGGAUACAUUGGGACUCGAAGACCUACCCUUCUUGUUCAGAUUUUCUUAUAAAAGCCAGCUCUUAGGUCCUCCGGAGGAAGACCUUAACUUCGAAUCCUUUGAUUUCAUUGACCUCACUGGUCGAAGUUUGCGAACCAUUCCUGUAUUGCUGCACCAAAACGCCGAUUCUAUUGUCUCCCUCAAGUUGUCACGCAAUCCCAUGCUCGAAAUCCCGCUCGACUUCAUUCAAUCGUGCUCUCUUCUUCGCGACCUGCGGCUUUCUAAUAUGGCAAUGAAGAAGGUUCCUCAGAGUGUCCAAUAUUCUUCCACCCUUCAUCGACUCGAUUUAUCCUCAAACCGCAUUGCGGACCUUACCGACGCAUACCUCGAUCACAUACCCAACCUCCUGGAACUCAAUGUCAUGAACAACAAGCUCGAAAAGCUCCCAUGGCAUUUUGGGCGCCUGCGAUGCUUGGUGACUCUCAAUAUCUCCAACAAUAGGUUCACGGAGUUUCCCAAGGAGGUGUUUCAAAUGAAGAACCUUCGCACCUUGGACGUCUCAUUCAACACGAUCAAGGUCAUCCCUGAAGAGCUCGGGCAACUGGCGGAGCUUGAACACUUCCUUCUUGUUGGAAAUCAGAUUUCCAAAUUCCCCGACCAAGCCAGAGAGCUCCACAAUCUCUCGAUGUUGGAUUGCAGGCGGAACUCGGUUUCUGACCUGACUAUUGUCUUGAUGUUGCCCAAAAUCCAACAGGUUUACGCCGACCACAAUGCCAUAUCCUCCCUCGACCUUUCCAUCGGGCCCAACAUGAAAGGUUUGGAUGUUUCGCACAACGACAUCACCCAGCUCUCCCUCAUUCCCGGACCGGUCGGCCGUUCUCCAUAUUCGCUCACUUCCCUCGACCUCUCAUAUACCAAGCUGUCAUCCCUAGACGACCUCGCACUCGGCACCCUUACCUCCCUCAAAACCUUGAAGCUCGACCACAAUACUAUUCGUUCCAUUCCCGACACCCUCGGGGAACUGAGCUGGCUCGAAACCCUCACUGUUUCCGAUAAUCGGUUGGACAGUCUCCCAGAUUCGAUUGGGCGUCUUCAAAAGCUGGAGACCCUCGACGCUCAUAACAACAGCUUAAGCGAGCUUCCCCAAUCGUUAUGGAACUGCGCGAGCUUGACAAGGAUCAACGUUACUUCGAAUUUCCUCGGUUCAUGGCACGAUCCACCGGUUUCGAGCGACGUCGGUAUCGACGAUGCUUCCAGCCUGUAUUUGGCGAGAAAGGGUUCAACCGCUUCCACCACCUCGACCAGUGGACUUCCACCACUCGUUCAUUCGUUGGAGAGGCUGUACCUUGGAGAAAACCGAUUGACAGAAGAAUCGAUACACCCGCUAAUGAUUUUCAAGGAACUUCGCGUCCUCAACCUUUCCUUCAACGAACUCCAGGAGCUACCCCCAAUAUUCUUCCGUAACAUGACGCAACUAGAAGAGCUGUAUCUCAGCGGGAACAAACUGACAAGCAUACCGACUGAAGACCUGCACAGAAUGACUCGCCUUUCGACACUGUUCCUGAACGGAAAUCGUUUGCAGACUCUCCCUCAGGAGCUCGGGAAGCUCAAAGACCUCAGUAUCUUGGACGUCGGCAGCAACAUGUUGAAAUACAAUAUCAACAACUGGGAGUUCGAUUGGAACUGGAACUUCAACAAGAAGCUCAAGUAUCUCAACCUGUCGGGGAACAACCGCCUCCAAAUCAAAUCCGAGUCGAGCCGAAAUUCAGCCAGCCACAACCGCACCAGCCGACUGGAUUUUGCUUCUCUCGGACGUCAGACGCUUGCGGGAUUCAAAGAACUCGCCUCGCUUCGUGUUCUGGGUUUGAUGGAUGUCACUAUUGCGACCACUGGCACGGACGCCUCGGUUGACAUUCCAGAUGAAACGGAUAUACGUCGCGUGCGAACAUCACCGUCGACGGUGAAUGGUAUGGCGUACGGCAUAGCAGACUCGCUCGGGCGGAACGAUGUCCUUAAUAUGCUCGAUCUCGUCCGCGAGUUCCCAGCGAGUCCAGGUGAACCCAAACCCAACAAGGCCAUAUUUGCCAUGUUCGGACGCUGUCAACCCCCCAAAGGGCUUCUCCCCGGCACCAGCCCCAACAAACUCUCCAAGUUUCUUCACGACCAUUUCACCGAGGUUUUCAUUCGCCAGAUGAAUGAAUUGCCCGAGAAGAAAGGCGGGGUUUCAGACGCUCUCCGGCGGACGUUCCUCGAGCUGAAUCAGAAGCUUUGGGAACACAUCCACCAAUUGAAACGCAAGAACUCUCAAGCGACUCCCAUGCCAGCCCCGAACGGAACACUGGUGAAUUCCGGCUUCGACCCCGGACUCUUGAAUAUCGGAGCCACAUCUGUUGUCCUUUAUGUGGUCGACAAGAGGAUCUACGUGGCCAACGUCGGUGAUGCGGUCGCUGUCCUCUCGAGGGCAGGUGUCGCUCAUCGACUGUCCCACCGACACCACCCAUACGAUCGUGAAGAAACCGCACAUAUUCGAUCAGCAGAAGGCUGGGUCUCUCCCAAUGGUCUGAUCAAUGACCAGGUGGAAGUAUCCCGCUCUUUCGGACAUUUCAACCUCGUCCCUGUGGUUAGGGCCGCCCCAGACAUAUUCUCGCAGCCGCUCGGUGAUCGUGACGAGUUCAUUAUCAUCGCCAAUCGCGGCCUGUGGGAGUUUGUGCCGCACCAAACUGCAGUUGACAUCGCGAGGACUGUGGCCCACAUUGACCCUAUGAUCGCUGCCCAAAAGCUGCGCGAUUUCGCCAUCAGUUACGGUGCAGACGGCAGUACCAUGAUCAUGGUCAUCAUGGUCAGCGAUCUGUUCAAGGACCCCCGUUCACGGCAACCCACUCUCGACAACAUCGUCCUCCCGGCGAAAGUUCCUAAGCGCAAGAAGGAAGAACGCAUCCCAGGAAAUCGUCACCUCCCACCCGAAGUCGACGCUCCUACCGGCCAUAUCGCGAUCGCCUUUACCGACAUUCGGAAUUCGACGCACUUGUGGGAGGUCAAUCCCGGCAUGCCCACUGCCAUGCACCUACACAAUCACCUCCUUCGGUAUCACCUACGUCGAUGCGGCGGUUACGAGGUCAAAACGGAAGGAGACAGUUUCAUGGUUUCCUUCCCGACGGCGUUGGCAGCGGUGUGGUGGUGCGUUACCGUCCAGAAAGAGUUGCUGAACGUGUCAUGGCCGUUGGAAAUUCUGGAAUGCGAGGAUGGAAAGGAGAUCAGGGAUGAAGCGGGGAACAUCAUCGCGAGGGGUUUGUCUGUCAGGAUGGGUAUCCAUUGCGGUGUGCCUGUCUGCGAGACGGAUUGGAUCACCAACCGGAUGGACUACUUUGGAUCGAUGGUCAACCGAUCGGCUCGAGUCAACAGCCACGCACAAGGAGGGCAGAUCAUGGUUAGCGCCGACGUCCUGCGCGAGAUCAACGCGCGUAUCUAUGACAAGGUCGAGGAGCAGACGGAGUACAGCAGAAACCAGCCUCAAGACGCCAUCGACGGUAUUCGAGAGAUCGGGAUUUCGCUCAUUCCGGUUGGCGAGGUCAAGCUCAAAGGAUUCGAGUUUACGGAAAUGUUGACUGCCGUCUAUCCCAAGGGCUUGGAGCAUCGCCAUGGUAUGAAGGAUGCCAAUGUGUCUGGCGCGGCAUCGCGAAUCCAGUUCAGCGUACCGCAGACCAAAGAACUUGGUAUCCUUUGCUUGCGUUUGGAGGCGCUCUCUGGAGGCUACCUCUUCAAAACUCCACCACCUGCUCGCAAGGGCAGCAUUGCAUCGCAGACCGCAAGCUUGCUCCCUGGCGCUGGACCCCACCCUGGCUCUAGCAGCAACACCACUGAAGAAGCGACCUCGAACGAGGCUGAGGCUGAGCCACAAGGUCCGCCUGUGAUCGUUGCUGACCCUGAAACGCUGCUUCCACCCAUCAACGACCAAAUCUCUGACGCUGACCUGAUGCGGAUUAUCGACUGGUUUGCUAUGCGGAUCGAGAAUGCGGUCAAUAUGCUUGCGCAUCGAUAUUGCCCGCCGAACAUGGACAGGGUCAACUUCAUUAAUGCCUUGAUCGAGGGGGAGCAGCUGGAUGCACGGACGUUGGAGUAUAUCUCGGGUAUCCUGAAAAGGAUUUCAUAA
Molecule: messenger RNA, 5559 nt
Organism: Coprinopsis cinerea okayama7#130
Lineage: Eukaryota; Fungi; Basidiomycota; Agaricomycetes; Agaricales; Psathyrellaceae
Product: adenylate cyclase
Exons: 5
Coding region: 1-5559 (1852 amino acids)
Biological process (GO): cyclic nucleotide biosynthetic process; intracellular signal transduction
Molecular function (GO): protein binding
Source: RefSeq, a predicted model, not a curated record